Messenger RNA from Benincasa hispida (wax gourd), 1456 nucleotides. It is a transcript of the gene WRKY15, whose product is annotated as WRKY DNA-binding protein 15. The record is from RefSeq and is a predicted model, not a curated record. Gene Ontology annotation, biological process: regulation of DNA-templated transcription. Gene Ontology annotation, molecular function: sequence-specific DNA binding; DNA-binding transcription factor activity. NCBI's taxonomy places the organism in Eukaryota, Viridiplantae, Streptophyta, Magnoliopsida, Cucurbitales, Cucurbitaceae.
GAAGGAAAAUAAAAUAAAAGAAUAGAAGAUCGGAGAGGCAAAAGUGUAUUAGAAUUUAGAACUAGAAGCAGAAGAAGAAGAGGAUGAAAUGAGAAGAAAAAGAGAGAGUGGGCAGUGGUUGUAUUAGACUUUAAUGGCCGAAAUUCAGAAACCACUUUGACCACACUCUCUUCUCUUUUUCUCUUUCUCUUUAUCCCCUUUAUCAAUCCCCAAAUCCAACGUUCCUCUCCUAAUUUUCUUUACUUUUUUACAAACUUCCCUUUACUUUUCUUUUCUUUUUUUUCUUGUUCUUAGACCCAAAGUUGUUUUUGUUUUUGAUUGAUGGGUAUGUAGUAGAUAUGGCCAUGGAGCUCAUCUCCCCAUUCCUCACCAUGGAAGCCAACGCCGUCCAAGAAGCCGCUUCCGGCCUCGAAAGCGUCGAGAAGCUCAUCCGAUUACUCUCCAAUGCAAAUGCCCCCCAACAUCACUCCUUACCCUCUUCUACUCAAUCCCCCAUCGAUUUCCCCACCGACUGCCGCGCUGCCGCCGAUGCUGCCGUCUCCAAGUUCAGAAAGGUUAUUUCUCUCCUCGGCCGUAACCGCCUCGGCCACGCUCGUUUCAGAAGAGCUCCUCUGUCUCAACAACCUCACUACGUUACUCCCAUCCAGCAGAUCCCGCCCCAUCACCUUGACAACUCCACCACCAACAACAACGAAUCUCUUAAUUUCUCCGCCCAUAAUUCCUUUAUUUCUUCGUUGACCGGCGACGCCGAUACCAAGCAUCCUUCCUCCUCUUCCUCGCCUUUUCUAAUUACCAAUCUCUCCCAGGUCUCCUCCGUUGGGAAACCCCCUCUCUCUACUUCUUCCCUCAAGAGAAAGUGUAGCUCCGAUAACUUGGGAUCCGGAAAGUGCGCCGCUGCUUCUUCCUCUGCUAGAUGUCACUGUUCCAAGAAGAGAAAACUGAGGGUGAAGAGGGUGGUGAGGGUUCCGGCGAUAAGCUUGAAAAUGGCGGAUAUUCCACCGGACGAUUAUUCAUGGAGGAAAUAUGGUCAAAAGCCCAUUAAAGGCUCUCCACAUCCCAGGGGUUAUUACAAGUGUAGCAGUGUGAGAGGUUGCCCAGCCCGAAAACACGUAGAACGGGCCGUAGACGAUCCGACGAUGCUAGUGGUGACUUACGAAGGCGAACACAGUCACACCCUCUCCGUGCCCGAAACCUCUAGUCUCAUCCUCGAGUCUUCGUAGAUCAUCGUGAUUGUCGCCUUCAUCUUAAUCUCCCUAAUGAGAUCCGAGGGUCAGUUUUUUUCCACGUUAUUUAUCACUAUAUAUAUUUAUAUAUAUAUGGGUUCUCUUCCUUUUCUUGAACAAUGUGAAUUUGUCUAUUAUUAUUAAACAUUAAAAAAAAGGAAAAAAAAAGAGGAAAAAGUAAGGUAAAGAUUGUGGAUUUGGUAUUAGUUGGAGUAGGAUACCUUUUUUCUUUU